This is a messenger RNA of Cornus florida, 2194 nucleotides long. RefSeq names its product pyruvate kinase, cytosolic isozyme-like. Lineage: Eukaryota; Viridiplantae; Streptophyta; Magnoliopsida; Cornales; Cornaceae. The transcript has 4 exons. Gene Ontology annotation, biological process: glycolytic process. Gene Ontology annotation, molecular function: potassium ion binding; magnesium ion binding; pyruvate kinase activity. The coding region runs from base 422 to 1954 and encodes 510 amino acids. The record is from RefSeq and is a predicted model, not a curated record. Gene Ontology annotation, cellular component: cytoplasm.
UUAAUUUCUCAUGGAAAUAAACUAAGCCAACAAAAAUAUAUGACAAAAAUACGUGGAAGAGUUUAAUAGUCUUUUGGAGUUUUGGGGCUUGAUAAAAACAUUAAUAAUCAACGACCUUAUUUGGGUUCUGUUUGUUGAUUGUAAAAAUCCCCAUGUGAUGUGGAUGGUCCUGUGGUUUGUAAGCUGUCUUUUGUUGUUGAAUAAAAAUGGCAUUUUGGAAAAAUAGAAAAGAAAAAAGAAAGCAUUAAUCAGCAACCAAAUAGAGCAUAUGAUAUCACCAAAGCCUUGGCUUAAGUGGUAUGUUCUUCACCUCCCCAAACAGAGAAAAGAAUAGAGCAUAUGGGGAGAAGUUCUUCUGGUGUCUCUCAUAUUAUCAUCUAAAAGCAUAAAGACAAGAGAGGUAGAUUAUUGAUUGACUAAGAUGGCAAACAUCGAUAUUGAGGGGAUAUUGAAAGAACUUCCGAACGACGGCCGUGUCCCAAAGACGAAGAUUGUGUGCACCUUGGGCCCAGCUUCUCGGUCUGUGCCAAUGAUUGAGAAGCUUCUAAGGGCGGGGAUGAAUGUGGCCAGGUUCAACUUCUCACACGGAACCCAUGAAUACCAUCAGGAGACCUUGAACAAUCUCAGAACUGCAAUGCAUAACACUCAAAUCUUGUGUGCUGUCAUGCUUGAUACAAAGGGACCUGAGAUUCGGACUGGUUUUCUUAAGGAUGAAAAACCUAUUCAACUCAAGGAAGGCCAGGAGAUCACUAUAACCACUGAUUACAGUAUAAAAGGGGAUGAGAAAAUGAUCUCCAUGAGCUACAAAAAAUUGGCUGUGGACUUGAAGGCUGGAAAUACCAUCUUGUGUGCAGAUGGCACAAUCACCCUAACCGUAUUAUCAUGUGAUUCAGCUUCUGGAACAGUGAGAUGUCGUUGUGAGAACACUGCUACUUUGGGUGAGAGGAAGAAUGUAAAUCUUCCUGGUGUGGUGGUGGAUCUUCCCACGCUCACACAGAAGGAUAAGGAAGAUAUCCUGGGAUGGGGUGUUCCUAACAAUAUUGAUAUGAUUGCUCUCUCAUUUGUGCGCAAGGGCUCUGAUCUUGUUAAUGUCCGCAAGGUCCUUGGGCCCCAUUCCAAGCAUAUACUAUUGAUGUCAAAGGUUGAGAACCAAGAGGGAGUUAUCAACUUUGAUGAAAUAUUGCGAGAGACUGACUCAUUCAUGGUUGCCCGUGGUGAUCUUGGGAUGGAAAUUCCAGUUGAGAAGAUUUUCCUUGCACAGAAAAUGAUGAUAUACAAGUGCAAUCUUGUUGGCAAGCCUGUGGUAACUGCUACUCAGAUGCUUGAAUCCAUGAUCAAGUCUCCCCGGCCCACCCGUGCUGAGGCAACUGAUGUAGCUAAUGCUGUCCUGGAAGGCACUGAUUGUGUCAUGCUUAGCGGGGAGAGUGCAGCUGGGGCCUAUCCGGAGCUUGCUGUUAAAAUCAUGGCUCGAAUUUGUAUUGAGGCAGAAUCCUCGGUUGACUAUGGGGCUAUCUUUAAGGGGAUGAUAAAGUCAACUCCACUUCCAAUGAGUCCAUUGGAGAGCCUUGCAUCCUCAGCUGUCCGAGCAGCUAACAAGGCUAGAGCAAAACUCAUUGUCGUGCUGACACGAGGUGGCACCACGGCCAAGUUACUCGCCAAGUACAGACCAGCUGUUCCAAUUGUGUCAGUGGUAGUUCCAGUCCUAACAACAGACUCGUUUGAUUGGGCCUGCAGUGACGAGACACCAGCAAGGCAUAGCCUGAUUUACAGGGGCUUGAUUCCACUUCUUGCGGAAGGAUCUGCAAAGGCCACUGAUUCAGAGUCCACUGAGGUGAUCCUGGAAGCUGCAUUGAAGUCGGCAACACAGAGAGGGCUGUGCCAGCCUGGAGAUUCUGUUGUAGCACUUCAUCGAAUUGGAGGUUCCUCAGUUAUUAAGAUCUGCAUAGUAAAGUGAGGUAAAUUAUGAAGCAUGCCUACACCAGCUUCCCAUUGUGCUUCUGUUAUCUUUAUCAUUCUUAAAUUCACGGACUGACUGUUUGGAUUCUAUUAUUUUUCCACUUUCCUUGAACUAUGUUUCGGGAGACCUUUAGAAUUGGUUGCUCAUAACCAUGUUUACCUUUUAAAGGUUACGAAGGAUAUAUUUACAUGCCCUGCAAUCGAAAUAAGAACAGAUCCUCGUAUUUUUAGUACAAAA